GUGCUAUGGAAAUUGAUUCAAUCAAGAGCUUAAAGAAAGGAAAAGGCAAAAGCGCUCUUAUAAAACCAGAAUUAGACAACUUGCCUUGGGUGGAGAAAUAUCGUCCUACCACUCUCGAUGAUCUCGUGUCUCAUAAAGACAUCACUUCUACAAUCGAAACAUUUAUUGAAGCUAAACGACUUCCUCACUUACUCUUCUAUGGCCCACCCGGUACAGGUAAAACCUCCACCAUUCUGGCAUGUGCAAGGAAGCUUUAUGGCGAACGAUUCAAGGCCAUGAUCCUCGAACUUAAUGCUUCUGAUGAUCGUGGUAUUGACGUUGUGCGAGAACAAAUUAAGAACUUUGCUAGUACUCGAAAUAUUUAUAGCUCAGGAUUCAAGUUGAUCAUUCUUGAUGAAGCUGAUUCCAUGACGAAUCAAGCACAAUCAGCACUUCGUCGAAUUAUUGAAAAGUAUACCAAAAACGUUCGAUUCUGCAUUAUUUGUAAUUACGUGAGCAAGAUCAUUCCAGCCAUUCAAUCACGUUGUACCCGUUUUAGAUUUGCACCUUUGGAGAUCGAACAAGUAGAGUCAAGAUUACAGACAAUUAUAGAUCAAGAACAAAUCGACCUUACCGAGGACGGCAAGAAGGCAUUGCUCCGACUCUCAAAGGGAGAUAUGCGUCGCGCACUCAACAUCUUACAAGCAUGCCAUGCUGCAUAUGAUCGAAUUGAUGAAAAUGCUAUCUAUAGCUGUACUGGGCAUCCACACCCGCAGGAUAUUGAGCGUAUCUUUAAAUGGAUCAUGACAGAAGAAUUUACUACGGCCUACUCGAACAUUGAGAAAUUAAAAAGAGAGACAGGAUUAGCACUUCAAGAUAUCCUAAGUGAAAUAUAUUAUUAUGCGCGUACUGUCGAAUUCCCUACUGAGUCACGAAUAUUUAUUCUUGAUAAACUAGCAGAAAUCGAGUACAGAAUAGGAGAAGGAGGCAAUGAAAAGGUGCAACUAGGGGCAAUGAUAGGAGUGUUUAAAUUGGCAACUGAUAAAGUACAAGCAUAAUUCAAUAAAGUCAACCAGUUUAAUAAUGUAAAAUUAAAUUG
Molecule: messenger RNA, 1078 nt
Organism: Rhizopus microsporus ATCC 52813
Lineage: Eukaryota; Fungi; Mucoromycota; Mucoromycetes; Mucorales; Rhizopodaceae
Product: putative RFC3-DNA replication factor C, 40 kDa subunit
Exons: 3
Coding region: 6-1037 (343 amino acids)
Biological process (GO): DNA-templated DNA replication; DNA repair
Cellular component (GO): Elg1 RFC-like complex; DNA replication factor C complex; nucleus
Molecular function (GO): DNA clamp loader activity; ATP hydrolysis activity; DNA binding
Source: RefSeq, a predicted model, not a curated record